AUGCCACAAACAACCUACUUAAAAACUUGUACUCCUCCGUUCAAAGGAAAUGAUUAUUUUUCUUUUUAAUUCGUUUCAAAAGAAUGAUUUUUUUUCCUUUUUAGUAACUUUUUAAUUUUAUUUUUUCACAUAACAUAUUUAAGAAUAUAAGAUUGAAGGAUAUUUUGAUACAUUUGAUAUUUCUUUAAUUUAAUACCACAAGAUUCAAAAAUUUUCUUUAUUCUUUUAAAUUUUGUGUUAAAUUAAAUUAGGUCAUUUUUUUUAAAAGGAGGAAGUAUAUUAUGUAUGACUUGCAAGAGCAAGGGAUAUAUACCUUUAGCAUCAGAUCCCCAGCUCUCAUCCCCUACCCCACCGCCCUCUUUAAUUUUUUUUUUAAAAAAAGCAGAAAAUAAUAAUUAUAUUUUAUCAAUAAAAUGAAAGUUCAGUUAGUCAAUUAAUUGAUCUAUUAAAUAUUUUAUUUUUUUUGAUUUGUAAUGAACAUAAAUUGGGGGUAAGUAGAAAAAAAUGAGAAAGGAGGUUAUAAAAUAGAGAAUCAAAACCCUCACCAGUCACCAACAAUUGGAAAGUUUAGGCAGCAUGUUCUUUGUUCUUUCCUCUAAUUCUUUUUGAAGGUACGUAAUAUUAUUAAUUUCAAAACUUGAGGGCAGCUUUGUGUUGCAAAUGAAAACAAUUGGGGCGCAAUACGUAAUUAUUUCGAAAUAGACAGUAGAAAUAACUCAAACAGUAGCACUUUUUCUUCCUUCAGACAAGCAAGCAGAGAAAACCCUAGUCCAUGAUUUCUUGAUUUUGAGGACUUUACAGAGGGUAGUGAUCAAUUAGUUGUCCAAGGGGCUUCUGAUGGACAGUAUUGUAGAAGCACUGAACAGUGCAUAUCAAGACUUUGUUGCAGCAGCAGCUAUUGUACUUGAAUCAAAGGAGAGUUCAAAUGGUCAGAAAACAGCAGCAACUGAUGCUGCAUUAGAAAACUUUAAGCAACGAUGGGAGUUGUUCAGGGUUGCUUGUGAUCAGGCAGAGGAGUUUGUGGAAGCAGUUAAGCAAAGAAUUGGCUCCGAGUGUCUUGUGGAUGAGGCUACGGGCAGUGUUUCAGCGAAGCCUGGGCAAUCGGCUUCAAGUGGCCUUCAACCCAUUAGUGCUGUUAGGUUGGAACAGAUGAGUAAAGCUGUCAGAUGUCUAGUGAUAGAGCUUCAACGUGGUUCUGGAGCUAGUAGUGCUUCGGCACAUCCCAAUCCUUCUGCUCCAUUUGAUGCCAGAUUUUCUGAAGAUGUAGCUCAAUAGGUAACUAUAAUGUCUGGUAAUCAGCAGGGACAAAAUUUUCUGUGCCUCAGUAAGCUGCUAAAGUCGUAAGUUUGAUGUAUCAAGUCAUGUUGUGACGCCUGUAGAAGAAAUGCUACCAAGUCAUGUUGUAAUGCUGUAGAAGAACUGCUUGGUAAUGAUAGUUACUCAAAACAGACCACCCUCCCUCCUCUCCGUCUUACAAGAAGAUCUGUCAAGUUUAUAAUGUAGUUUCAAGGCUCUGAGAUUUACUUUUAUCGCAGUAUGAGCUACAUCACUGUUAGCCUUAUUCAGAUCUCAAAUACAUCCUACCGUAUGUGUAAGCAUACAACAUAUACAAACAGGCUGUAUGUAUUUGUCUGCUUCGUAUAACUAUGUUUUCAAGUAUUUACACUUCUGAAGUUUGUUAUACAAAUGAGUAGUGUAUAUCCA
Molecule: messenger RNA, 1704 nt
Organism: Capsicum annuum
Lineage: Eukaryota; Viridiplantae; Streptophyta; Magnoliopsida; Solanales; Solanaceae
Product: mediator of RNA polymerase II transcription subunit 32
Exons: 3
Coding region: 838-1275 (145 amino acids)
Biological process (GO): root development; regulation of DNA-templated transcription; leaf senescence
Cellular component (GO): mediator complex
Source: RefSeq, a predicted model, not a curated record